GCAGUCCUGAUUUCUUUCAUAGUUGGUAAGAAACGACAGUUUGCUUUACGCGCUGCUUUUCUUUAAGUAAUUGUUUCCUUCAGUCUAAUCACUGCUGUGCAUGCUUGCACGGGGCGCCUAGACUUACCUUUGCGAUGAAGGGAACUUAUUGGAGAAAUGCCUAAGGGACGCAAUGGGCCUGAGCGACGACAAGGAUCGCAUUGUGAUAAACGUGGGAGGGAUCAGACAUCAGACAUACCGCAGCACCCUGCGCACUCUACCUGGCACUCGCUUGUCCUGGCUGGCCGAGCCUGAUGCACCCAACCACUUUGACUAUGAUGCCAAGAUCGAGGAAUUUUUCUUCGACCGCCACCCCGGCGUUUUUGCACAUAUCCUUAAUUACUACCGGACAGGUAAGCUGCACUGCCCGGCUGAUGUCUGCGGGCCCCUCUAUGAGGAAGAACUGGCCUUCUGGGGUAUUGAUGAGACAGACGUGGAGCCAUGCUGCUGGAUGACCUAUCGCCAGCACCGGGAGGCAGAGGAGGCCCUUGAUAGUUUCGGCGGGGGGGGCCUGUUAGACCUGGGGAGCGAGGAUCCCGAGCCAGAGCAGGAGCAUGCCGAGGAUGCUGAGGUGGAUGAAAUGACAAGGAGGCUGGCGCAUGGAGACUCUCCUGAUGCCAGGAGUGGGAGCCUGUGGAGCCGGUGGCAGAGACAUGUCUGGGCCCUGUUUGAGGACCCUUACUCCUCCAAAUAUGCAAGGUGGGUGGCUCUGGCCUCGCUGUUCUUUAUUCUGGUGUCCAUCACCACUUUCUGUCUGGAGACCCAUGAGGCCUUCAACCCCAUCAUCAACCGCACUGAGCUGGAGCUGGUGGACAACAUCACAGUGGAGCACACCUACCAGGAGACGGAGACUGCGGCCUACCUCACCUACAUUGAGGGUGUUUGUGUGGUGUGGUUUACUUUUGAAUUUCUAAUGCGAAUAACUUUCUGCCCGAAUAAAUUUGACUUCAUACGGAACGCCCUGAACAUCAUCGACUUUGUGGCCAUCCUGCCCUUCUACCUGGAGGUGGGUCUCAGCGGGCUCUCCUCCAAGGCAGCUAAGGACGUACUGGGUUUCCUGAGAGUGGUCCGCUUUGUGCGGAUCCUGCGUAUCUUCAAGCUGACACGUCACUUUGUGGGGCUGAGGGUGCUGGGCCACACAUUGAGGGCCAGCACCAAUGAGUUCCUUCUCCUCAUCAUCUUCCUUGCUCUCGGUGUCCUCAUCUUUGCUACCAUGAUCUACUACGCUGAACGGAUUGGAGCUAACCCCAACGACCCUCGAGCCAGUGAGCACACACACUUCAAGAACAUCCCAAUCGGAUUCUGGUGGGCUGUGGUGACCAUGACGACCCUCGGCUACGGAGACAUGUACCCUCAGACGACCUCUGGUAUGCUGGUUGGAGCCCUUUGCGCCCUGGCAGGUGUGCUGACCAUCGCCAUGCCCGUCCCUGUGAUUGUCAACAACUUUGGAAUGUAUUACUCGCUGGCCAUGGCAAAACAGAAACUACCAAAGAAAAAAAAUAGGCAUAUCCCUCGGGCUCCCCAACCAGGUUCUCCCAACUUCUGUAAGUCAAGCAUCAGCUCCCAACCCCAGAGCCCCAUCGCCCAUGACGACGUUUUUGAGAUAAAGUUUCAAGAUUCCAAGCUGAAUGGUGAGGCAGCUAACGCAGCGCUGGCCAACGAAGAUUGUCCUCAUAUAGACCAGGCCAUAUCUCCGGAGGAAAUCUUCAGCCCCAGCGAGAGAGAGCGGCCCUGCUUCCUGGUCACCACUGCUGAACGCCCCAACCACACAGGGGGCAGAGUAAGGAGGGGUUAUGAAAAGCCUUGGAGCCUUAACAGCAUGUCUGGCAUGAGCGGGGAUGCCUCUGGAGUGUCCUCAGUGUCCGCCCUGCCCUGCAGCCCACCCUGUCUAAUGCAGCACUCACAUUCUCCCAUCCCAUCCAUUAUGUAGCAUGGUUGAGUAGCAGACACAAUGCCAUUGGAAGGCCAGUCCACACUCCUCCUUCUUAUCCUUCCUGUCAGAUUUUGCUUUUACACUUGCCUUCGCUCCUGCUUUUUUCAUUUUGAUUUCUUUAUUUUUCUGGAAAACUGUAUCUUAACUGUGCUAAUACUCAAGCUUCCCAAGUGUUCUCCUUGGGUGUGUCAUCAUAUCCUCGACUAGAAAACAUUGGCACAUGCCACUCUGCAUGGGUCACUUCAGUUGCAGACAAAGCACUGUUCUACUUCUGCCACAGGCUAACCCCACUCUUUCCCUGUGUUUAAAUCAUUGCCUGUUGCUCUGUUGCUUUUGAUCUCGCAUUCUCUUCUGCCAGUAACUUUUAUCUCAUCUGCUUUUUACAAUUUUGUGAAAGAAAUUUUCAUAAGAUGUAACCCCUGCUAAUAUGCUGGACAUUAACAAUACAUGGCUUUUAAACAUAUCCAAAAGGUACCAUUGCCAGCUGUUAAGGGAACUCCUUUUAAGUGCUUUGUACGUUGCAAAGUAGAGACGUUAUCCUUCUGAAAGUGCAAUCCAGACAAGGCUUAAUGUUAUCUGAGUGGCCAUUACAAAAAAUAUUUUAACAUGAUGUUCAUGAUGUCCAAUGCAAUAUGGAGAUGAUGACAAUU
Seriola dumerili (greater amberjack) is the source of this 2622-nucleotide messenger RNA. RefSeq names its product potassium voltage-gated channel subfamily C member 1 (gene kcnc1b). Gene Ontology annotation, cellular component: voltage-gated potassium channel complex; dendrite membrane; neuronal cell body membrane. Gene Ontology annotation, biological process: potassium ion transmembrane transport; protein homooligomerization. The transcript is spliced from 4 exons. The record is from RefSeq and is a predicted model, not a curated record. Gene Ontology annotation, molecular function: protein binding; delayed rectifier potassium channel activity. Bases 173 to 1969 code for a protein of 598 amino acids. NCBI's taxonomy places the organism in Eukaryota, Metazoa, Chordata, Actinopteri, Carangiformes, Carangidae.